Molecule: messenger RNA, 255 nt
Organism: Strongylus vulgaris
Lineage: Eukaryota; Metazoa; Nematoda; Chromadorea; Rhabditida; Strongylidae
Source: the annotation of a GenBank genome assembly
UGGAUUUUCCUCGUUGAUGGCCCUGGAAAUGCCACAAAAGGCCUGAAGGCUGAGUGGCUUACCGUAAAAGGAGACAAACUCUAUGUCGGAGGCCUGGGCAAGGAGUGGACAACCACUGAUGGUGUGUAUGUGAAUGAUAAUCCUAUGUGGAUAAAGGUCGUAUCACGCAAUGGAAAGGUAAAUCCGCUGUUUUUUUUUCUGUUUCAUGGACUCAUCUCAGCACCAAAGUUCUUUAAUAUUCGUGCUGCGCAAUGA